Perca flavescens (yellow perch) is the source of this 10596-nucleotide messenger RNA. RefSeq names its product Fras1 related extracellular matrix 3 (gene frem3). The transcript is spliced from 24 exons. The record is from RefSeq and is a predicted model, not a curated record. Gene Ontology annotation, cellular component: membrane. Gene Ontology annotation, biological process: cell communication; anatomical structure morphogenesis. The coding region runs from base 1158 to 10589 and encodes 3143 amino acids. NCBI's taxonomy places the organism in Eukaryota, Metazoa, Chordata, Actinopteri, Perciformes, Percidae.
AUACACCUGUCCUGCCAGCUGAUCAGGUUAUUGUCGCUCUGUGUGGGACUAAUGGCCACUCCGGUGCCGAGGUGUCCCACUGACAUGACCUCAGACACACAAAAGCCUUUGGAGGAUCAUUUCACACAGGAGAUGUGCAUUGUCUGAUUAUGAUGUUAGUGAUAAUUAGCAUUUUGUUGAUUAUUGUACCUGGGUACAAACUCAAAUACAUGCCAAGUGUAUUGCAAAACUAGAUUAUUUAUAAUAUAGACAACCCACAAUAAUUGAAUAACAUUGUACAUGUCACCCUUUAAGUGACAGUAGUAAGAGUUGAGUUGUGUACUGCCAAAUGAUUACCCUCUACAUAAGAAUAGUGCUGGGAUACCAGAUUUGAGCUUGACAGAGACUUUGAUGGUACUGCAAUUAGUAAUUGCUUACUUCAUUCACAUAUGCCACUCCAUCGCCCUCUGAAGCAGUGUGUGAAAUCACACAGGUCAGUAUUUAUACAUUAGAGAAUAGCUGACGUCAAAGUGACGUUUAAACCACUUGUGGAAGUACUUGACCACAAGUAAAAACUUGUGUUGUCUGGGGUGAAAAACAAACUUGUUUUAGAUUUAUUUAGAAAUAAAAGGGGAGAUUAAGAAAAUCCCACAAAAGCACUAAAUCUAUAUACAUACUUAUAAAUUGUCAAAUUUGUUUAAACUUAAAUAAAAUAUACAGACAGUGACUUCAUGUAUCAUCAUGUGCCAUGUAUUUGGUCACACAGAUUCCACUGAAUUAGGUUAGUUUUGCAUUGGAUUUUAUCCCCCACCUUUUUCAGUGAGAGGACGGGAGAAGGGUGGGUGUUGGUUGGGGGGUAGCACUUUCACACUCUUGUCCAAUGGUCUUUCUUAAAUUAGCUAUGGGGGCAGGAGGCUCCCUCCCUGCGCUGACAGAGGGAGGAGCCUGCGCCUGUCACUGUCUACUGUUUCAUUAUUACCUGCACAGCCCUGCAGCAUUCACCACACUUGUGUCUCUGUGUGGCCACAUAGAAAGAGAGAGAGAGACAGAGAGGACACACUCCAAGGCCCAAACCAUCACAGAGAGUUUUCUUUUUUGAUGCUUUUUCCCCACUUGGGACAGGAAUCUGCCUGCUACUGCUGAUUUAUAAAAUAAUUGCAAGGCAACUAGCAGUGGAUAUGGCUGGUUGUCUGCAAAGUUCCCCACUUUGUCAAAAGUGGGAACUUUUAAGAUGCCUGCUUGUGACAUUUGCUCUUAGCUUCUGUUUUGCCUCGGUAGACGCAGAGCCGUUUGACCUAGCUCACCUUUAUCACCACAGAUCUGGACCUAAUGAAGACAACAUCAUCAUCGCUAACAAUGGGAUCAGAGUGCCUUUUGGGAGGUCUGUGUUUCUGGACCCUGUGAAUGACCUUGUAACAGAAGUGCAGCCUGGUGACCGCUGCCACAUCACAGUUUUGGACAAUGACCCACUGGCCCAGAAACCUGGGAUGCUGACCCCUAAAAAGUUCCCCUGUUCAUUUGGACCAGAUGAAGUGAAAUACACUCAUUUUGGAUCUCGGAGCCCCAGCAAGGAUCGUGUGAAGCUGCAGCUUCGUUAUGACUCCCAGACAGACUCAGUUAUCAUCCCUUUCAUGCUGGAAGUGGAGGUGGUUUUCCAGCAGCUUGAGAUUUUGACCAGGAAUAUGCCCCUUAAUGUUGAAAAGCUAAAUGGUGACAGCAACCCUAUUGACAAAAAAGGUCUGGAGUUUUCCUUUGAGGAUGGCGUCACACAGUGUAAGAUCGCCACUCUGGUCGGCGCUGGAGGUCUUCCCAGGUAUGGCACUCUAUUGAAUAACCCCUCAAAUGGCCAAAUGGUUGACUGUGAUGAGUUUCUGAAACAGGGCAUUCACUACAAGCACACAGCUAAAACCAACUCACCUAACAGAGAUUAUAUUCCAAUGAUGGCAGAGCUGCAGGAUAACGAAGGCAACACCAUAAUGCAAGAGCAUUUCCAAAUGAUGGUUAGAAUCAGAGAGGGUGCAGAGAACACAGCUCCUAAACCCAGCUUUGUAGCCAUGAUGAUGAUGGAGGUUGAUCAGUUUGUGAUGACAGCUAUUACAAGUGACAUGCUGGCUGCUGAAGAUGUUGAAUCUGAUCCAGGUGAUUUAAUCUUCAACAUUACUACACCACUUAGCCCUCAGCAGGGCUAUAUCAUCAGCACAGAUGAUCAGAAUCUGCCAAUCACCUCUUUCUAUCAGAGAGACAUCAAAGAUCUUAAAAUAGCUUAUAAGCCACCCUCAGAGGACUCAGAAGUAGAGAGGAUUUUCCAGCUAGAGUUUGAAAUUGUAGACACUGAUGGUGCUGUGUCUGAUACAUUUGCUUUUAUGAUUGUGGUGAAGCCUAUGAAUACCUUGGCUCCUGUAGCAACAAAAAAUACAGGGCAGCUAUUGUUUGAAGGGCAGUCUCGAGCUCUAUCCAGUUCCCGGAAUUUAGAGAUUAGUGAUGAGGAUAACCUGGAAGAUGUGAGAAUAACUGUUGUUGAUGGCUUAAAGCAUGGAGACCUGACCGUGCUCGGCGCUCGCAGGAAAUUCUUUACACCUGCCGAUCUAGACGCCGGCAUUGUGUUGUACCAGCAUGACGGCAGCGAUACCUAUAGUGACAACAUUAUUUUUAGAAUGACUGAUGGCAGUAGUGAAGUGGAGUUUUUGUUCCCUAUCACUAUUGCUCCCACUGAUGAUGAGCCACCUAUUAUCAAUGCUAACACCGGGCUGGUGCUAUUUAAGAAUGAAGUCAUGCAGAUCUCUCCCUUCAUCUUGAGUGCCUCAGAUAUUGAUUCAGAAGACUCCACCAUUAAGUUUAUCUUGGAAGCGCCCUACUCAACUGUGGGGGAGCUCCUGCUAAGGCAAGUGGAGCCUCCCUCUGACCCGUCUCUCUGGAAGUUCAGCGAGACAGAUGAGAUGUUUGAGCAGGUGGUAACUGAAUGGUUUCAGCAGGAUAUUCUUGAUGGAAAGCUGUUCUACCGUCACAUCGGACCCCAUAGCACCACCACUGUGAUUGAUCAGUUUGUGUUCCGGGUCCAAGAUGAUAAUGACCCUCCUAAUCAAUCUGGCGAACACAUCUUUACCACCAAAAUUCAUCCUGUUGAUGACCUUGCCCCAGAAAUCUUUCCGGGCACCACCCUUCACAUGACAGUCCAGGAGUACGAGCUUACCCACUUCAAAAAGAAAUUCUUGUGUUAUAGUGAUCUAGAUUCAGAUGACAGGGACCUCAAGUACACCAUCAUUAAGCCCCCAACUGACACAGAUGAGAACAAUCCAGUCCCCUUAGGUGACAUCGUACUGACUGACAGUCCAGACACUGUAAUUACAGAAUUCACACAGGCCCAGGUUAAUCACCACAAAGUAGCUUACAAGCCUCCAGACCAGGAGCUGGGCAUCACUCCAAAAGUGGCUCAGUUCACGUUCAUUGUGGAAGACACUGCUGGUAACACUCUAGAUGGACUAUUCACCAUUUUCCUACAGCCAGUGGACAACAAACCCCCACUUAUCACCAACACAGGGUUCACUGUUAUGGAAAGAAGUACCUAUGUCAUCACUAGGAAAGAGCUGCAUGCCACAGACACAGAUACAGAUGAUGAAAAUAUCAUCUUCACUGUGACCCAGAUCCCUCGGUUUGGGCAGCUGCAGUAUUUGGGGAUCGACAUGGCAAAUGGCGAAACAUUCGUACUUGAAGACAUUGCAAAUGGUCGCCUUACUUACAUACAUGGUGGAGAGGAAUCACUUAGUGAUGUGAUGAAGAUUGAUGUCAGUGACGGUUUUCAUGAGGUACCCAUCACCAUUAAAAUCACAAUCGAGCCGGUUGAUGACGAGACCCCCACAAUUAUGCUCCCAGCCGGUCUGCUCGGAGCGUCUAUCGAUGUACUGGAGAAUGGAGCCACGGAGAUUACAAGUAAUGUCAUUCAGGGCCGUGAUGAAGACACAGAUGACCUCAUCCUCACUUUCAUUGUUGAAGAGCCUCCCAGGCUGGGUGAGAUCCUGGUUAAUGGUGCUCCCACUGAAAGAUUCACCCAAGAAGACAUCAUCAAUGGGGCAGUGGUGUAUGCUCACACAUCUGGUGAAAUUGGACCGGUAAAAAAAUAUGACUCUUUCAACCUUACUCUGUCUGAUUUGUCAGAGCAGUGGGUUGUUGGCGGCAACAAGGUUCAAGGUGUGACAGUUCACGUCACCAUCCUUCCUGUUGACAGCAUUCCACCUAUUGUCAGUGUAGGAGAGCAGUUUGUUGGACUCGAAGGGGAGAAGAAUGUCAUUACUUUGGACCACAUCCAAGCUGAAGAUAUUGACACUACCAAUGACGAUAUCCUGUGCACCAUCAUCGUCCAACCAACAUCUGGUUAUGUGGAGAACAUCUCCCCAGCCUCAGGCUCUGAAAAAUCCAGGGCAGGGACAGCCAUUACUGCCUUUAGCAUUAAAGACAUUGCCCUCGGCCACAUAUACUAUGUCCAAAGCAUCCACAAAGGGGUUGAACCUGUAGAAGAUCGUUUCACCUUCCGUUGCUCAGAUGGUAUUAACUUCUCUGAACGCCACUUCUUACCUAUAGUCAUCAUUCCAGCCAAUGACGAGAAGCCGGAGAUUUUCAUCCGUGAGUUUGUGGUAAUGGAGGGCAUGAGUCUGGUCAUUGACACACCAAUUCUGAACGCAGCUGAUGCUGACAUCCCUGGGGAUGAGCUGCACUUUGAGAUCAUCAAAAAACCUAAACACGGUACAAUAGUUCAGCAGCUCAGUACUGGCACUGUCCCUGUGGAAAAAUUCAACCUGGAACAGAUCAAAGAAGCAUCCAACAUUGUCUAUGAACACGAUGACUCAGAGACCAAAGAGGACAGUUUUGAAAUCAGACUCUCAGAUGGGAAACAUACAGUGGAAAAAACAGUUCUUAUCAUGGUUAUUCCUGUUGACGAUGAGACACCAAGGAUGGCUAUAAAUGAUGGCCUUGAUGUUGAGAUUGGAGAGACAAAAGUCAUCAGCAACAGUGUUUUGAAGGCCACAGAUCUUGACUCUGAAGACAAAGAGCUAACAUAUGUUGUGCAGUACGGCCCAGGCCAAGGCUACCUUCAGCGUAUCAGCAAGUUUGGUGAUGUUUUAGGUAAUAUCACCCUCGGGAUGAACUUCACACAGGACGAAAUUGACAAACAGCUCAUCCAAUAUGUACACACAGGCCAGGAGGGAAUCCGUGACCUGCUGAAGUUUGAUGUCACAGAUGGCAUCAAUCCCCUUAUUGACCGUUACUUUUACAUUAACAUUGGAAGCAUUGACAUGGUCUUUCCAGAUGUAAUCAACAAAGGUGUGACCCUAAAAGAAGGAGGGAGAGUAACUCUUACCACUGACCUCCUCAGCACCACUGACAUUAACAGUCCUGAUGAAUUCCUUGGCUUUAGCAUCACAAGAGCACCUAGUAGAGGCCACUUAGAGAGCACUGACCACCCAGGUGUUCCCAUUUCCACCUUCACCCAACUGCAGCUUGCUGGCAACAAGAUCUACUACAUCCACACCUCUGAUGAUGAGAUGAAAAUGGACAGCUUUGAGUUUGAGGUGACAGACGGUUACAAUCCUGUCUUCCGUACCUUCAGAGUGUCCAUCACUGAUGUAGAUAAUAAGAAACCCGUCUUGACAAUAAGCAAACUGGUUGUGGAGGAGGGAGAAAGCAAGCUCAUCACGCCAUUUGAGUUGACAGCUGAGGAUCGGGACACCCCAGACAACCUAUUGCGAUUCAUAGUCACCCAGGUGCCAGUACAUGGGCAGAUGCUUUUCAACAAUACCAAACCAGUCACAACUUUUUCCAAGCAAGACCUAAAUGAGAACCUUAUCAGCUAUAAGCACGAUGGCACUGAGACCACCGAUGACAGCUUCUCCUUCACUGUCACAGACGGCACUCAUUCUGAUUUUUAUGUCUUUCCUAACACUGUGUAUGAGACACGCAAGCCCCAGAUGAUGACCAUUCACAUCAACACUGUGGACAACGGUGUACCCCAGAUUGUGGUUAACAAAGCUGCUGCCUCACUGAAGGUCCUCCAAACAAACCACCUGGGCUUCGUGAUCACCAGCAAGGCCCUUCGAGCAGAGGACCGCGACAGUUCCCAGAGGGUCCUGAAAUACAUUGUGUCUGAGGCUCCUCUGCAUGGCUUUAUCAUGAACACUGCCCUGGGCAACGACAGCAUCAAGACCUUCACACAAGCUGAUAUCGAUGACAUGAAGAUCUGUUAUGUGCUGUUGGAUGGGAGCAACGCCACAAGUGAUAUCUUCUACUUCACAGUUGAAGACAAAGGUGGAAACAAACUAAAGCCUCAGCCAUUCCGGCUCAACUGGGCCUGGAUAUCUCUGGAGAGAGAAUACUAUUUAGUGGAUGAGGACGCCAAAUUCCUGGAGGUCACACUCAAACGCAGAGGCUACCUGGGAGAAACCUCCUUCGUCAGUAUUGCCACCAAGGAUGGAACAGCAGAGAAGGACAAAGACUUCCGUGGCAAAGCCCAGAAGCAGGUCCAGUUCAACCCCGGCCAGACUACGGCAACCUGGAAGGUGAAGAUCUUCACAGACCAGGAGUUUGAGACCUCAGAGACUUUCGAAAUACAACUGUCAGACCCGGUCAUGGCUGUGCUGGAGUUUCCUGACACCGCAACAGUCGAGAUUGUGGAUCCUGGAGAUGAAUCCACUGUCUACAUUCCUCAAGCAGAGUUUAAGAUUGAGGAGGAUGUUGGAGAGCUUUUAGUGCCGGUGCGGCGCUCAGGAGAUGCCAGCCAGGAACUCAUGGUCGUUUGUUUCACUCAGCAAGCCACCGCCACUGGCACCAUACCCAGCACUGUGCUGUCCUACUCUGACUACAUCACCCGACCUGAGGACCACAACAGUGUGCUGCGUUUUGACAAGGAUGAGCGGGAGAAACUCUGUCGCAUCAUCAUCAUUGAUGACUCCCUGUAUGAGGAGGAAGAGAGCUUCAACGUCAGCCUCAGCAUGCCUAUGGGCGGCCAGGUGGGCGCCAACUUCCCUACUGCCAAGAUCACCAUCUUGGCAGACAGCGAUGAUGAGCCCUCGCUGUAUUUUGGGGAACCUGAGUAUGUCGCGGAUGAGAGUUCAGGCUACGUUGAGGUCAAGGUCUGGAGGACAGGGACCGACCUGUCUAAGACGGCUACUGUCACUGUGCGCUCCAGGAAGAGCGAGCCUGUCUCUGCAGAAGCUGGACUGGACUAUGUUGGCAUUAGUCGCAACUUAGACUUUGCUCCUGGAGUGACAAUGCAGACAUUCAGGGUGACCAUCCUGGAUGAUCUGGGUCAGCCGGAGCUGGAGGGGCCGGAGACCUUUGACCUGGUGUUACGGAUGCCCAUGAAUGCUGUGCUGGGAGAACCGAGCAAGACCACCAUCACCAUUAAUGAUACAGUCACUGACGUGCCAAAGGUUCAGUUUAAGGAAGGAAGCUACAAGGUGGAUGAGUCUGAUGGGGAGGUAACAGCCAUAGUGUACCGCAGUGGAGACAUUAGCCUCCGGUCCACAGUGCGCUGUUACACUCGCCAAGGGUCUGCCCAAGUCAUGAUGGACUACAGUGAAAGACCCAAUACUGACGCAUCAAUCAUAACUUUCCUACCAGGUGAAACUGAGAAGCCGUGUGUGGUCAGCCUGAUGGACGAUUCCGUCCAUGAAGACGAUGAAGAGUUCCGUCUCGUCCUGGGAACUCCCAAGAGCAAGUCUCCUUAUGGAGCUUCUAUCGGGGAGCAGAAGGAAGCGCUGGUCACAGUCACAGACGGGAAAGACAAGCCCAUCAUCCGUUUCUCUGAGAUCAAAUACAGUGUACGUGAACCUCAGGUCAAAGGUGACGUGGCUAUAGUGAAGCUUCCCAUCCUGCGCGUUGGAGACACCUCCAAGGUCUCAGUGGUGAGAGUGCACACCAAGGACGGCUCUGCAACCUCCGGAGAAGACUACAACCCGCUGUCAGAAGAUGUUGAGUUCAAAGAGGGUGAGACGGAACACUUUGUGGAGAUUGAGAUCCUGUAUGACGGUCAGAGAGAGAUGAGAGAGGCCUUCACUGUACACAUGAAGCCUGAUGACAACAUGGUGGCAGAAAUACAGAUGAACAAGGCCAUUGUGUACAUUGAGGAGAUGGACAGUGUGGCAGAUGUUACCUUCCCUGCCGUGCCCCAGGUGGUUUCCCUGCUAAUGUAUGAUGACACAGCUAAAUCCAAAGACAAGCCCCACCCGCCGAAUGGAUACCCUGUUGUGUGUGUGACGGCUUGCAACCCUAAGUACCACGACUUUGACAAAACCGGUUCCAUCUGCUCCGCGGAGAACAUCAACGACACUCUCACUCAGUAUCGCUGGCUGGUCAGCGCCCCCACCGGGUCAGAUGGAGUGACCAGCCCCAUGAGGGAGGUGGACACUAACACUUUCUUCACCAACACCAAGUCCAUCACUUUGGAUUCAAUCUACUUCCAGGCCGGUUCAAGGGUUCAGUGUGCUGCAAGAGCCUUCAAUGCCAAUGGAGAUGCCGGUCUGGAGCUGUCCAGUCCCAUUGCUGUGAUCAGCAAGGAGGAGGGUAUGUGUCAGCCUCGUAUCCCAGGCACUGUUGGAGCUGAACCUUUCUCUGCUAAGAUCCGCUACACCGGUCCAGAUGACCCAGACUUCCCCAACCUUGUGAAACUGACUAUCAACAUGCCUCACAUGGAUGGUAUGUUACCAGUGAUCUCCACAAGACCUCUGUCCAACUUUGAGCUCACCCUGAGCCCAGACGGCACACGUGUGGGCAACCAUCGCUGCUCCAACUUGCUGGAUUUUAAUGAGAUCCAAACGGGCCACGGCUUCAUCACAGAUGCAACGAAGAACCCUGAAAUCAUUGGCGAGACAUCACCCUACCAGUACAGCCCGGUCAUGCGCUCAGCCAACUCUCUGCGCUUCUACAGGAACCUCAACUUGGAGGCCUGCCUCUGGGAGUUCACCACUUACUACGACAUGUCAGAGCUGCUGAAUGACUGUGGCGGCUCCAUAGGCACCGAUGGACAGGUGCUGAACCUGGUCCAGUCCUACGUCACCCUGCGUGUUCCUCUGUUUGUGUCCUACGUCUUCCACUCUCCAGUGGCUGUGGGAGGCUGGCAGCACUUUGACCUGCAGUCAGAGCUCAAACUCACCUUUGUGUACGAUACUGCUAUCCUGUGGCAGGACGGCAUCGGCAGCCCGCCUGAGGCUGAGCUACAAGGAGCCAUGUACCCAACCAGUAUGCGUAUAAAUGAGGAGGGACGUCUGGUGGUCAACUUCAAGACAGAGGCCCGCUUCAGGGGACAGUUUGUUAUGUCUCAUUCAGGAACCAGCGUGUCAUCCAUGGUGAUGUGUGCCGACCACCCUGGGCUGACGUUCACUCUCGCCCUGGUCAGGACCGAGCCCACUUACAACCAGCCCAUGCAGCAGUGGAGUUUUGUCUCAGACUUUGCUGUGCGAGACUACUCUGGGACCUACACAGUGAAGUUGAUCGCCUGCAUUGCAUCACCUAAUGGGGAGUUCAGCAUCCCUCCUGUCUGCCACCCAAGAGAGCCACUUACGUUUGACAUGGACAUUCGCUUCCAGCAGGUGAGUGACCCAGUUGCAGCUGAGUUUAGCCUCAACACUCAGAUGUUCCUGCUGUCCAAGAAGGAGUUGUGGUUGUCUGACGGCUCCAUGGGCUUUGGAGAAGGAACUGAUGCUGCUUUCUCAGAUGGUUCCAUGAUCUACGGUCGUGUGAUGGUGGACCCUGUCCAGAACCUCGGUGACUCCUUCUCCUGCAGCAUUGAGAAAGUCUUCCUCUGCACUGGAGCAGAUGGCUACGUUCCUAAGUAUAACCCAACCAACAAGGAGUACGGCUGCCUGGCAGACGCGCCUUCUCUGCUUUACAGAUUCAAAAUCCUGGACAAGGCCCAGCCAGAGACUCAAGCUACAGUAUUUGGUGAUGUUGCUUUUAAGGCCACACUGGCUCAAGACACACCUGGAGGUCUGCCUUUGGUCAGACAACCAGGAUCAGAUGGCUUCUCUCUCUCCUCAUCUCCACUUUUCCAGGUGGCUGCUGGUCGGGAAUGGUUCAUCCACACUAUUUACACAGUCCGCUCCAGAGAAAAUGCCAACCGCAACAUUGGCAAACGCAGUGUGGAGUACCUGCAUCACAGCAUGUCCUCUGUCGAGCAGCCCGAGACCUCCAACAUGGCCACCCACCGCCACCGCCGUGCCGCCCCUGCGCUUUCUGACCUUGGUGUGGCCCAGGACAUCGGUGUAGAAAACAACCGGGGCACCAACAUCCAGCACAUCGCUCUAGACCGAGCAGACCGCAUGGUGGUCAGCCAGCGCCAGCCCUGGUCCCCUAACCGUGACCCCCUCCUGGACCGCCCCCUGCUGGAAAGUUCUGGCAGAGAACUGGCUGACACCUCCACCGUGCCCAUGUUAGUGGGCCUCGCAGGUAUGAUCCUUCUCAUCUGCCUCAUUGCCACCGUUGUCAUUCUGCUGCUGUGGCGCAAGAAGAGGGAAAAGAAGACCCAGUUCCCUCCUUACACCACCUCCUCUUCUUCUGCCUACAAUGGCUACAGCCAAGGCCCAGCGGGCAUGUGGAGCAGCUCAGACAACUCUGAGGUCUAGAUGUGGA